GAGUUUUGUUGCCACGCAACGUUGGUAUCACGCGUAUACGGCUCUGGUAUCUCGCAAUAGAUCCAUGCGAAAUGCAUGCCUAUGUUAAGUUCACUGAUGGUGUGCAUUUGAUUUUGCCCACUUCCCUGGUAAAGAAAUUCACGCCUCGCGAUGCUGCCGACUUCGACGCGACCCGGCUGUACGAGGCCUACUGGGUUUCAGAUUCCGGCGAAGGCGAAGAUGAGGACUUCUACAACGCCAACGUUAUCCUCCUGGGCGAGAGUCUUGAUGAUCUUUUGAAGAAGAUGCAACUGAAGCGGUACCCGAUUCCUAGGAUUUUGGAUGGUAGUGCAACGCAGAAGCAGCCUGCAAGAAAGCAUGUCCAAGACCUUGGACGAAAGGAAAAAAAGAACCGGAAGGAGAUUGGCAAGCGGUCGAGGCUUGAUGACAUCGCUGCAGAUUUUAAGAAAAAGCAAAAGACCCAGGAGACGAGGCCAGCACCUCAAGAGGAUAGGAUCCUUCGACAUCUCCUCCAGGAGAAAGAGGGCAAAAUAAAAAGACUUCAGAAAGAGCUUGCCGAGGAACAGGCUCACAGCCGGAGGCUGGGUUUGGCCCUUGCAAUGAAAAUUGAAGCUGCCUCAGAACCGCAAUGGAGGAGGCCUGGUACUUCAAGCGAGGAGCAUCUGUUGGCUGAACCACCGUCUUUUGAAGGCAUUGAACUGCUCGGUAAGAUUCUAGUGUACAAAUUUAUUUCAUCUUUUGAUCAUGCUUAUCCGUGCAUCAAAUUUUGUUUAGAAGACUCGCCAAGUCGUCUAGUAGAGGAGGUCCCCAAAAGUCCAGUGCCAUCAACCUCGUACACAGGCAAGUUUUAA
Ixodes scapularis (black-legged tick) is the source of this 851-nucleotide messenger RNA. RefSeq lists its product as uncharacterized. Gene Ontology annotation, biological process: negative regulation of DNA-templated transcription. Bases 72 to 851 code for a protein of 259 amino acids. The record is from RefSeq and is a predicted model, not a curated record. The transcript is spliced from 5 exons. NCBI's taxonomy places the organism in Eukaryota, Metazoa, Arthropoda, Arachnida, Ixodida, Ixodidae. Gene Ontology annotation, molecular function: DNA binding.